UAAACACUUCUACCUUAACUAUCUUACAUAGAACUCUCAAUUACGAUAACAUGAGAAAGCCCACCAACUGUUCCAAACUUGCAUCAAUCUAACUGUCUCUCACUUGGUUUAGUUUCUAGCACAACUCUUACAAUCAAAUUUGGCAACAAUUACCUGGAUAUAAAUGAUCUAGCGUGCCGUCCACUACAUCUAUCUGCACCACACAAGUCACUUUUACAAUUUCUCUGGAUAAUGCUAAAUUUGAGAUAUUUUUAUCCCAACAUGUAUUACAAUCAACAGGUAAGCCUGAAUAUUUCUUCUUCAAUUGCAUUAUCUCAAUUCUGAUAAAAAUUAUCCCAGUAUAGAGGACCAUUUUGUUGGAAUAUCAUGCAGCAAAAGGGUCCCGGAUUCCACUAACAGCCACUCAGGCAACCAAUUUACAGCCAGUAUAAGAUGCUCUUCAUAUCUGUCACUUUCUUACUCGAAGGAAGAUCACUUUGAUGAAGCUUUGAGUUGAGUUUUCUUGAGCCCUAAAACACAAAAAUAUCCUUCACUUCAAAAGCAAAAACCCCAUCAAAACUUUCAGGGUUUUCUGCCCGUUAGUGGUUAAGAUAUGAAUCGUCGGCUUCUUGACACGGAGAUCAGUGUGUCUCCGGUUAGUGGAAUCAACAAAACACGUGAUGGAUACAUUAAAGAGAGCAACUUCGAUACCAGUAUGGUCAUAAUCUUGGCGGCUUUGUUGUGUGCUUUGAUUGCGGCACUUGGUUUGAACUCAAUAGUUCGUUGCGCUUUGCGUUGUAGUCAUAGGUUUGCGAUGGAGACAGCAGAGCAAGCCGCCGCACGUCUCGCUGCAACAGGCCUGAAGAAGCGAGAUUUGCGGCAGAUCCCGGUUGCUGUUUACGGUGAAGGCGUCAAUAUUCCAGCCACCGAGUGUCCAAUUUGCCUUGGUGAAUUUGUCGAUGGUGAGAAAGUUCGGGUUCUGCCAAUAUGUAACCAUGGCUUCCAUGUGAGGUGCAUAGACACAUGGCUUUUGUCACACUCAUCGUGCCCAAAUUGUAGACAUUCGUUGCUGGAAAACGCCGCAAGUUCAGCUCGGCCACCUGAAACUGGAUCGGCAGCUGCUCAACAAGCGCAAGCGAGCAGGCUGGUGGAUUAAUAUAUGAGAUAUUUAGCUGAUGAAGGAGAGAGAAAUCAAAUUAGCAACACUAGGUUCAUGGUUUGGUUGUCGAUUUCUGAUCCCAUUUUGCAUGUGGAAUUGCAUCAGAUCAUGUGCAAGAUCAAUUUUUAGGUGUAUUUUUGCCAUGGGUCGUUUGGUUUUUGGCCCAUUUUUGGUUGUGUCAUCCUAACUUGUUGAUCUCAGAAUUUUAAGGAAAUAUUUACAUGGAAAGUGUUAAUUCAUCAAUCAACAGUGACAAUAAAACUACUUGCAUCCAUUUUUCAA
Molecule: messenger RNA, 1420 nt
Organism: Mangifera indica (mango)
Lineage: Eukaryota; Viridiplantae; Streptophyta; Magnoliopsida; Sapindales; Anacardiaceae
Product: RING-H2 finger protein ATL74-like
Exons: 2
Coding region: 593-1135 (180 amino acids)
Biological process (GO): protein ubiquitination
Molecular function (GO): transferase activity
Source: RefSeq, a predicted model, not a curated record